AUGAUGCCGUCGGUGGUACCCAGCGCAGACAAGACCAAUAUGGCCAUCGACGCUGCAUUCGACCCCUAUGUCGUCGUGCCAAAUGCAAUGCGCCGGAUUCUGGGGCAGUUUGCGCACAUCCUGCGUCAGAUCAUGCAGCAACCUGCACAGCAGCAAGAAGGGGUGAAUAUGGCAUCCCCGGAUAACUUGAUUCAACUCCAACGGUGGCACUCUCAGAUCCCUCUGGCAGAAUCCCGGUCUUUAAACGACCCGGUUCUGGCUCGGUGCCGCGAUCAACCACGGGCCACGGCUGUGUGCGCGUGGGAUGGGUCGUUGACAUAUUCGGAUCUAGCAGGCUUUUCUUCCUCUCUGGCCUGGCGACUUAGGUUGCUGGGCGUCCACCCAGGUUCUCCAGUAGGAAUUUGUCUGGAGCGGAGUAUAUGGAGCGUUUUCGCCAUUCUAGCCAUCCUGCGCGCCGGAGGUACGUGCAUCCUAUUGGACCUGCAUCAUCCGCGCCAAAUGAUCAAUGAUAUUCUCAAAGAAACAUCCGUCCAAGUCGUGAUCAAUAGCCAGGCGACAGCCGCAAAGCGGCCUCACGUCCACCGAGCUGGGUCGCGGGUACUUCAUUUCUCCUCGUAUGCGUUUGAUGUCAGUAUAUACGAGAUUUUCACCACACUGGCGGCGGGUGCAACCCUGUGCAUUCCGUCGGAAUUUGAUCGUACAAACGCGCUUGCUGGGACAAUAUGCAGGCUCCAGGUCAGCUGGUCGUUUCUCACUCCAUCAAUAGAGCAGACUUUACAGCCUUGGGAAGUGCCAUGCCCCUCAACCUUGGUGUUAGUUGGAGAAGCCGUCACCCGCGAAGACCUUGAAAUUUGGAGCCCUGGUCGCACGUUGAUCAACGGAUAUGGCCCUGCGGAAGCCACUAUCUGCGGUGUUGGACACAUUCCGCCAGCGAAUUGGAAGCAAGGAUUGAUUGGGUCAAUUGUUUGUGGUAUCGGUUGGAUGACGAUGCCCACCGACACGUCACGAUUGGCUACCAUUGGGGCCAUUGGAGAACUGCUGCUGGAAGGACCUUUCCUGGCUGCUGGGUACUUCAACCUUCCAGAGGUUUCAGCCGCUUCAUUCAUAGACCCUCCGACAUGGAGACAGAGAAUGCCCUUUGAUUCAUCUUCGGGGCUCUAUCGAACGGGUGAUCUCAUGCAGUACCAGGAUGAUGGAACCAUCCGAUACAUGAGCCGGCAGGGUACGCGCAUGAAGUUACACGGUCAACUCAUUGACCUGGGAGAGGUAGAAAGCAACACGCUCCGUGAGUUCCCUGUGGCGAACGGAGUAGGAGCGGAAAGAAUCUGUUUGGAAUCUGGCGGCAAUUUGGCAACCCUGGUCGCAUACGUGAGAUCGGACUUUCACGACCAAAAAGAUCAUGAUGCCAAUAUUAUUCUAGACUCGUUAAGCCAGGAAUUUCGUCGGAGUACGACAGCCGCGCAAAAGCGCCUCCGAAAGCUUCUUCCGUCGUGCAUGAUCCCGUCCAUUUUCAUCCCAGUCCAGGUGAUGCCACUGACAGUGACGGAAAAGCUUGACCGUCGCAGUCUGAGAUCCGCAGUUCAGUCACUCUCCUUUGAAGAGCUCCAGAACUACCGGGCAGUAUCGCUAGCGAAGUCGGAAGUGUCCGGCGAUUCCGAGCUAUUGCUGCAAGCUAUGUGGGUUGGUCUCCUGGCCAUGGCCAAAGAAUCCAUAGGGGCAGAAGACAGCUUCCUGGUCAGUGACGGCAAUUCGAUCCUCGCGAUGCAAAUGGCAGUCAUGGCUCGACGUGCCGGAUUCGAUUUCACCGUGGCGGACGUCUUGAGCCCAAACAGCUCGAUAUCAUCUCUUGCGUUGUCCUUGCAGGUAGUGAGAUCCGGUCAAGCGGGACUUAAUCUGCCUGCCCCAACUCGGCCCUCAGUUCUCACAUCAGUGAAAUUCCAGCAACAUCUCGACUCUCUACGACGUCAAGGAACUUUGUCCCAGGAAGGAAGUGUCACUAGCGCGCGGCUAGCUACUGAAGCACAAUCAGAACUCGUUUUGUGCUAUACGUGGUUCAAUUUCCAGUUUCCAUUCGAAGGCGAGCUCGAUGAGGAUCGACUCCGAAAUGCUUGUCAUACACUCGUCGGUGCUCAUAGUGUGUUGCGGGUUGCCUUUACUGAAUAUCGGGAAGAGCUCUUUCAGUUGACUUUAGCGGAAGAUAUGGAGCUCCAUCUGCAGGUACUAACGACUCAAUGUCAGUUAGAGCCUUUCUGUGAAUCCUUUUGUCAUUCAGAGCAAGCAGUGCCGGUUCCUUCAGCAGGGAUCGCGACCCGGUUUACCCUAGUGUCCAAUCCCUCGCAUACCGAUCAGCGGCUCAUAAUUCGUCUAGCCCACUCCCAGUAUGAUGCCACUUCCACCUCAAUCCUGAUGCGCGAGCUUGAAUCAUUAUACAAUGAUGAAAAGAUGAUCGCCGAUGCCUCUUUUGAUUGGUACCUUGAUCAACGUGCGUCGCAUUCAGAUCAAGAGCAGCACCGAGCCUUCUGGCAGGAGUACUUGGCAGGCUCUUGCAUUGCCUCAUCUCCCCUAGAUCUCACCUCGGCCACGCAGUGGAUUACAGGAACCUGCGAUCUCACUUUACCAGCUGGGCUCUCAUCUGCUAUCACCCUCCCGACUGUCAUGAAAGCCGCUGCUUCCCUAAUUCUCGCCCGACGCUUCAAUUGA
Penicillium salamii is the source of this 2700-nucleotide messenger RNA. The record is from the annotation of a GenBank genome assembly. Lineage: Eukaryota; Fungi; Ascomycota; Eurotiomycetes; Eurotiales; Aspergillaceae.